CCGAGAGCAUGGCCGGUGCUGACUCAAGAGGCUCUCCCCAAGCAAUCGGUCCUUUGCUCCGCACUGGUGGCUUGUAGAGACAGUUUUUCCCGCAGUCUCACAAAAAGAGUUUUGCUACCUAAUGAUUCUUCCAAACUCCAGAAAUGGCUUAAUCUCCUCUGCUUGUGUUAUUUGGACAUGUAACCAAUGCUAUAGAGAUGAAAACUUACGUCAAAUGGAGACCUGUACCUGAAAGGAACUAUUUAAAAUAGAAGAGCACUUGGCUGCAAAAUGGGAAUGCUUUGCUCAGUUAUAAAGUUUGAAAAUCUCCAUGAACUGAAGAGGCUGUGCCACUGGGGCCCUAUCAUAGCUCUCAGUGUGAUAGCAAUAUGUUCUGCCAUGGCUAUGAUCGAUGCUGUUCUGUGGUACUGGCCUUUGGACACAACAGGAGGAAGUAUCAAUUUCAUCAUGCUUAUCAAUUGGACUGUUAUGAUUCUUUACAACUACUUCAAUGCCAUGUUUGUUGGCCCUGGAUAUGUUCCUAUAGGAUGGAAGCCAGAAAACUCUCAGGACUGCAUGUAUCUUCAGUACUGUAAAGUAUGCCAGUCUUACAAGGCUCCACGCUCACAUCACUGCCGAAAGUGUAACAGGUGUGUGAUGAAGAUGGACCAUCACUGUCCUUGGAUUAACAACUGCUGUGGGUUUCAGAAUCAUGCCUCCUUUACUCUCUUUCUUCUCCUGGCCCCCCUAGGAUGUAUCCAUGCUGCUUUCAUUUUUAUCAUGACCAUGUACACUCAGCUUUAUAACAGGGUAUCCUUUGGCUGGAGUUCUGUAAAGAUCGAUAUGAGUGUAGCCAAAAGAGACCCCCGCCCAAUUAUACCUUUUGGAUUAUCUGCAUUUGCUGCAUCUUUAUUUGCCUUGGGACUGGCUUUGGGGACAACUAUAGCAGUUGGAAUGUUGUUUGCAAUCCAAAUGAAAGUUAUUUUAAGGAACAAAACUUCAAUUGAAUCAUGGAUUGAAGAAAAAGCCAAAGACCGUAUCCAAUAUUACCAAACGAGAGAGACUUUUGUUUUCCCUUAUGACUUGGGAAGUAAGUGGAGUAACUUCAAGCAAGUAUUCACUUGGUCUGGAAUCCCAGAGGGAGAUGGCUUGGAGUGGCCUGUGAGGGAAGGUGCUCAUCAGUAUAGUCUGACGAUAGAGCAACUGAAACAGAAAGCUGACAAACGAGUGAGGAGCGUACGGUACCGAGCAAUAGAAGACUACAGUGGUGCCUGCUGCCCUCUCACAAAAGGCUUGAGAACCUUCUUCACCACUCCAUGCACUGAAGAACCUAGAAUUGCACUCAACAAAGGGGAUCUGAUUUUAGCCACUAGAGGCUUGAAACACUGGAUGUAUGGAGACAAAAUUACUGAUUUGACAACUGAUGAUGGGAAGAGAAUCAGAGGCUGGUUCCCAAGAAGGUGUGUAGAGAAAUGCCUAUAUGAUUCUGAAACUGAUCAACAGUUGGAUGGAGAAAAGAAAACAAGAUAGCACUUCCCUGUCCGUGUAUUAGUAAAUGGAUUUUUUUUUCUUUUGGACCACUGUCCUUUUACUUGAACUGUUCUGCAUAUUAUAUACUUAUGCUUUGAACAAAAAGUGUAUUUGUGUAUUCACAAGAAUAGGUGCCCCAGUGCCCUAACUGUUAACACUUUUGCCAUUUUUAAAAUGGAGGAAGCCAUUCCAUAGGAUGCCUUUUGCUAUUGAAAUUUUAUAGUUCAGAUCAUCAUUUGAUCCAUUUUCAUUUUAUUUAAUACCAACGGUACACUUCUUGAUUUUAAAGUCCUUUUCAUUAGAAGGCAUCUAGAUGACGUAUUCUGUUUGUUACUUAACUGUUACAUUCCUCAAGUUGCCCUUUCACCACGCCCUCCCACCUUGAAAUAGGAGAAAUUUGGAUCAGUGCAGAUGCAAGUAAAAGGCUUAAUACCUGGAAUAAUUUUUUUUAUUUUAAAAAUUAUGUGAAUUUUUGUCACUCACAAAUA
Molecule: messenger RNA, 1997 nt
Organism: Gekko japonicus
Lineage: Eukaryota; Metazoa; Chordata; Lepidosauria; Squamata; Gekkonidae
Gene: ZDHHC6
Product: zinc finger, DHHC-type containing 6
Exons: 11
Coding region: 271-1509 (412 amino acids)
Biological process (GO): protein palmitoylation
Cellular component (GO): Golgi apparatus
Molecular function (GO): protein binding; palmitoyltransferase activity
Source: RefSeq, a predicted model, not a curated record